Molecule: messenger RNA, 914 nt
Organism: Eimeria tenella
Lineage: Eukaryota; Apicomplexa; Conoidasida; Eucoccidiorida; Eimeriidae
Exons: 8
Source: RefSeq, a predicted model, not a curated record
GGUUUGUGGUUUCAGGCGGGGAGCUUCCCCACAGCUUAGUUCAGCAGUGGGCAGCUGUGGGCCUUUUGCUGCUGAAGGACCAUAACAAAAUUGCCUUUGUUGCUGGCAUUCAGUUUGCGAAGGCUUGCAUUCGUGCUGGGGAUAUGGACGACCUCGCGGCUUGGCUGCCCUCAAUGUUGGGGGUUUUGAAAAACCCUAAUGCCCCCAAAGCUCGCAUGAAGAUCCGUCACUUGAUAGAAAAGCUCUGCAAAGUCAUGGGGGAAGAAGCUGUGGAGAAGGCAAUGCCUGAAGAGCACAUGCCUCUGCUGCGUCAUCUGCUUCGCACUGAGAGGCGGCGCACUGUUCGCCGCCUCAUUCGCCAGACCCUCAAGGAUACGGGCGAGUCUGAAGACGAGAGCGAAGACUCUAAAGAAGAACGAAAAGGGUUUACUGAUUCGGAGACGGAACAAGAAGAAGAAGAAGAAGAAAAGGAAAAAGAAAAAGAAGAAAGAAUUGAACACGUUGGCGGCCCGGAGGCGGUGGGCCUAAAGUCCCUUUUGGAUGCUUUUGAAGAAGACAGCGAAGACGACAGAAGGGGCAGACGGAAACGGCGUGCAGCAGCAGCAGCAGCAGCAACAGGACUGAGUGUGUUUGAGUCUGCGGGAGGAGACGAUCCCACGGAUUUGCUGCUGGACUUUUGCUGCAGCAGCGCGGCGCAGCAAAUCUUAGCAGCGCAGCAGCCCCGCAAAGACCGCCGCACUGCAGCAGCAGCAAAAGGCCAAAAGAGGGAAUUAAAGUUCAGCCAACUUAAACUCAAUUCCGAGGGAAAGAUUUUGCUUUCCGAAGAAGAAGAGGAUCCAAAAAAUGAUGCAAACGCACCGAAGUUCUCCAUAGGGAAGGAAACGCCAGCUUCGAGCCGUCGCAAGGGCCUCAAA